Batrachochytrium dendrobatidis JAM81 is the source of this 1272-nucleotide messenger RNA. RefSeq lists its product as uncharacterized. Lineage: Eukaryota; Fungi; Chytridiomycota; Chytridiomycetes; Rhizophydiales. The transcript has a single exon. The coding region runs from base 1 to 1272 and encodes 423 amino acids. The record is from RefSeq and is a predicted model, not a curated record.
AUGGACCCAAUCCGAUUUCCUCCCGAUAACGAUGAACCACCAUGGACAAAGGACAUUAUCAGUGGUAACUUUGAUCGCAUGGAUAAAGAAGAGUUAAAGCAAUGGUUCUCCAUUCGUCCAAUUCAACUAGCAAAUUUUCUUAAAAAUUAUCAUGAUGCUCGUCAAUGCGAUGACCCAUUGAAAGAUGGCUUUGUUUUUCCUUCUCGAUAUCUCCGUAGACACAAAAGUUGCACCAAGUCAUUGAAUGAUUCCAGUUAUGCAUCCGAUGAUUGUUUGGAAGAAAUCGAGUAUCCAAGUCCCCUGGCAUUUCUUGGCGAGCUAUUCAAACCCAAAUGUGCCAGUAUUUUUGAUGCUACAACACAGAACGAAAGCUUAAUGCAUGCAAAUUCUUUUGACCAGUCGCUGCAUUCUCAAAACAUAUCCAAUUCAAUAACGGGCAGUUGCGACGCUUUUGACAAAAAAGGCCUAUCUACAUCCUCGAGUGUAUCCAUUACUGGGAACAGCAUAACAGCAGAACCCGAAGGUGAUGAUACAAGCCAGGUGCCUAUAGUCCAGCCCAAUCCUCUUCGUAGACAGAGCCUUAAAGAUAUAGUUCGACUACCUCCUACACGAGCACAAUCCCGCAUUACUUUUGGAUGGACUGAUGCUCCAGCUCAAUCGCCAGAAACAGACUCCACGUCGUCUGAAAACAAUGCUUCCUAUACUCCUCAAUCGCUACCAGCAAUUCCGCCCAUGAAAAAGCGAAUCAUGAAUACUGCAUUUGAUUCUAUAGUCACUAAACAUAUAUCAGACUUUCUCGAUCUUGCCAAAACGAUCAAGACCCAAGUAACUGAAGAGGAGUAUACUUUACUCUUGGAAUCUAUCCAUCCAUCGUUUACUACCUCUGUACCCGCACAAUCUCUUGAUAAUAGUGAUACAGAAAGCACAGAUAGCGCAGAAAGCACGGAUAGUAACGAUGAUAUCUUUUUACUAGCCGAUCCAACUGAUGAAUUCUCCCACGCCGAUUCUUCUGAACUGAAUUUAUUACCGCAUCAAGAACCUCCUAAACUGCGGGAAAUCACUCGUGGCGAGAUUCGUCGACUUUUACUCGAAAAGGAAGAACGUAUCGAUAAAGAAGCUGAGCGACGAGAAUACACUACAAGAAUCCCCUGCAACAUUCCACUCAAGUCGUUUUGGGAAGUACUUUCACUCCCGCAUACUGAACCAGUGUGGACUUUCCGAGUAGAGAGAGAUUUGAGUUCGGUCAGAAUUCCUUAUCUUUAUGCCGAGUGA